Erigeron canadensis is the source of this 836-nucleotide messenger RNA. RefSeq names its product calmodulin-like. The record is from RefSeq and is a predicted model, not a curated record. The coding region runs from base 122 to 715 and encodes 197 amino acids. Gene Ontology annotation, molecular function: calcium ion binding. Lineage: Eukaryota; Viridiplantae; Streptophyta; Magnoliopsida; Asterales; Asteraceae. The transcript has 2 exons.
AUCUUUGAUACUAUAAUGGACAUUAUUUACACUACUACUACUACUUGCCAUUGCGUAAUUCUUGUUGAUUUAUCUACGUAACAAGACCGGCGUUAUAUACAUAUAUCAUUCUACAUCUCCAAUGCCUAGUUCUUUGCAAAUCCAUAUGAGUAAUCUCCUCAAGAAAGUAAGUUUCUUGACCAAAGUGAACUUCAAGAACAAGCCCACCAAGAAAUUAUGUGCUCUUGAUUUCAUAUCAUCUUUUAGAGUCAUGGAUGUCUCAAGUCAACUUAAGCAAGUCUUCAAGUUUUUUGAUAUCGAUGGAGAUGGUAAAAUUUCUCAAGUGGAGCUCACUCAUGUGUUGUUGACUUUUGGCCAAGAUGAGACAAAGGCCACCAUUGAAGCUCAAGGAAUACUUAAAGAGGUUGACUUUAAUGGAGAUGGAUUCAUUGACUUGGAUGAGUUCAUGACCAUCAUGGAUGAUCCCAAGCCAGUUUUUGCUAGUUUAAAGGGAAAUAAUGGUGAUGAUGAUCUUAGAAAUGCUUUUAUGGUGUUUGAUAGUGAUAAGAAUGGACUCAUUUCAGCCAAAGAGUUGCAAAGGGUGCUCUCUAGUCUUGGAUGUACCAAUUCUAAGCUUGGACAAUGUAGGAAAAUGAUUAAAGGUGUUGACAAAGAUGGAGAUGGGUUUGUUGACUUUGAGGAAUUUAAGUCAAUGAUGUCUAUUGGUAUCAAAUAGGUUUGGUUUUGAAAGUUAGCUACAACUUUUCCUGUGUUAUCAAGCAAUGAAGACUUGUAUAUCAUGUAUUGUAAUGUAAUGUACCAUUACCAAACCAAGUUAUACAUGUUAUCUUUGUUUA